This is a messenger RNA of Cajanus cajan (pigeon pea), 743 nucleotides long. Its product is annotated as SNARE-associated protein-like protein. Gene Ontology annotation, biological process: synaptic vesicle exocytosis; lysosome localization; intracellular protein transport. Gene Ontology annotation, cellular component: BLOC-1 complex; synaptic vesicle; BORC complex. The record is from RefSeq and is a predicted model, not a curated record. Gene Ontology annotation, molecular function: SNARE binding. Lineage: Eukaryota; Viridiplantae; Streptophyta; Magnoliopsida; Fabales; Fabaceae.
UUAGCGAAGGUCGUUAAGGACAUGAGUGACUCUUUUCAGUCCUGUUAGUCACAGCAUCACUUCAGCGCACCGAACUGAAUCAAACGACAAUGGAAGCCGAGGAAAACGACAGCGUGGUUGUUGAAACGGAACCGUCGAGUUCCCGCGUUUCCGACGCCGACGAUCCCCUCCGGCAGAGCUCCGACGUGUUGGCGAAAGGCUUGUCUUCGAUGCUCUCUUCGGUGAUUAGCGAUUUCGAUUUCAGAGCUCAGCAAACUCUCAAAAGCCAGGACCACCUCUCUUCCGCCAUCGAUCGCCUCACCGGAGAACUUGAUCAGUUACUUGAAGAUGCACCUUUGCCAUUCAUAAUGCAGCAUGCUGCCAAGAUUUCUAGUGUUAGGAAAAGAGUUUUAUCGCUGAAUUUACUUCUAAAAUCCAUACAAGGGCGGAUUGAUAAUAUUGAUCGCAUGCUGUCUAUUGGCACCAAUCAUGAGAAAAACAACCACUGAAGGUUCUGGGUGAAUGUCAUCUGCUUCAAUUUUUUUCCCUUUGUACUAUGUAAUGCACCCUAACCCCUUAAAUUGAAUUAUUCCUGUUAGUUGUUAGGCACAUACCAGCUUGGUGUCAGUUAAGGACUUCAGAAUUGGGAUCCAGUCACAAGCUGUAUUUAGGUUACUUUUGAUUAUCACUUUGUGCUUGAAAUCUCAAAAAUAAAAUAAAUUUUUCAUUUCAUUCAUUAAUGAAUUCUUAUUUUAAACAGAAAA